Xiphophorus maculatus (southern platyfish) is the source of this 3382-nucleotide messenger RNA. RefSeq lists its product as uncharacterized. Gene Ontology annotation, cellular component: precatalytic spliceosome. The coding region runs from base 181 to 1095 and encodes 304 amino acids. Lineage: Eukaryota; Metazoa; Chordata; Actinopteri; Cyprinodontiformes; Poeciliidae. Gene Ontology annotation, molecular function: double-stranded RNA binding; single-stranded RNA binding. The transcript has 9 exons. The record is from RefSeq and is a predicted model, not a curated record.
GGGGCGUUCCUCAGAACAACUUAGCUCUACACGAAAGACAUUGGUUGCUAAACUUUCAGUGCGCCAUUGUUAUCUCUUCUUCCCGUUUUCCACGGUUCCUACACGACAACUACAAGCUGUGUUACAAACGGUUGCUCCUGGUCCAGGUGAGAACAGGUGGUGUUACGUUGAACCUUCAGGAUGGAUCCAGGUGGGGUUCAAAAAGACAUGCUGCACCAUCUACAGUUCUGCAAAAGCGAGCUGCUGAACUCUCUGGAAGCGUAUCUGAACAACAAAACCAGACUACAACCCAUCAUAGGCCUGGGCACCAUUAUAGAGUGUGUGAAUGUGACUUCACGGGUCAGAGAGACAUUGUACCUGUGUGAGGUGUGUGCAUGCAGACUCACCAAAGCUGAUAUGCGGAACCACAUAAUGGGGAGUCACCACCGAUUCAACUACAUUAAAGCCUGUCACCCCCACUCAGUGUCUAAGUGGCUGGGCAGCCCUGACCUGUCUAAGAUGGCUUGGCCUUUAAUGGAGUUGGCUAAAGUGUUGGAGAAGAAAGAAGGACCAGGAAAUGUUCAAUUGUUUGAAGUUCAAGAUGAGCUUUACCAGAUGAUGGUGACACAGAGUGAAAAUCAUGCAGUGACUCUGAUGAAGACCUUAAAACAAAAGCAGGCUGAGGUGGAGAGCUUUUCCGAAACAAAACCUUUGCAUUAUCCGGUCGCGUCUCAGAGGGUCGUUUUGCCUGCACGCAACCAGUGGGAACAUCCAGAGACAUCCGACAUGGGUGACAUGAAAUUAUUUCAAGUCUCACAACAAACAGAGCAGAAGACACCCUUACAAAACAUAUCAGCCCCACAGCUGGAAAGGGUCCAGAUGUCGGCUGAGGCCUCUGUGGUAUCGGAGAGCGGCGACGGGUUUCUGGAGGAUUUCCCUAGAGCCAAGCCUGUCAUUGGUCUCAUCCGUGUGGUUGAGUUUAGAAGUGAAGAUGGCUGCUCAUGUUGUUUCUUAUGCCACUGCUGUCGCAUAAGAUCCAGCAAAAAUGACCUGAUUGAUCACCUCACCAGCUCCUCCCAUCUAGUUAACUACCUGGUAGAUGGAAAUUUAUCCUGACCAAAUACAAGCUUUGGGGGAAGUUAGUGAAGAUGACUUCCAGCUUCAGUCACUGGCUGCCAAAGUGGAGGAGGAGGAGGGCAGAGGAGAGAUUAAGGUAUUUUUGCUUCUUCAAAGUGCAGGUUAUUCUGUUUUUUUUUUUUUUUUUUGCUCUGUCGAAAACUUUUAAGAAAUGAACUUGUACUAAGAUAGUAGAUUUUAACAAUAGUUGUCAAAGUGGAUAAGGACAACAAAACAAGUGAGAUAAGAAAAACUACCGAUCUUUAAGUCUGUUUGUUUGUAUGUAAAAUAUCUGAGUAGCAAGAUCUGUGAAGCUUAAGCACAAAAGAAAUAAAUCUUUAAGAUGACAUUGUAGUUUCAGAAGUGUUAUAAAAAUAUAGUUUUUUGCAAUGUAUGUAAUGAAAAAUGCACGUAUCUUUAAAGUUUAGGUUCCACCAAUCUCAAAAAUUAGGCUUUGAAAAAAAUUAUGAAAUGACUUAUUAUCAGCCUUUCUAAAGUCUCUAACUUAGAUAAGGUGUACCAUAGAAAGUCGGUACAGAGAGAAAAUGUUCUGUUAUUAUUCUAGUUUUCCUUCAUGAGACAAUUGUCAGGUGAAAGCUGAACACCAAUGUUGUUACAAAAGCUCUUUCUUAUAAGGCAAAAAGCCUUAAAAGAAUGAUACGGUUGAAGGCGGGUUCUCUAAAUACUGAAAGAAAAGGCUCACAUAUUUGUGGCACUCAUAGAUAAUCUAAUACUGAUUCUUUUUUUUUUUAAUGACAAGUUAAAGUGAUUAUUCUUCACUGGUUGAAAGGUAUUCUAUAUAUCUACUUGUACAAAUUUGAUAUUGUUUAAAAAAAAAAAGAGAAAGAGAAAAGAAAAUGGCCUCAUGUAAUGCACUGAAGUUGUGAUUGCACUCAACCAAUAUCUCAUGUUCCCAGAUAGUAAAUGUACCAGAGUCCAUCUGUAGUCAACUCACUGGCAAAAGUUACCACUGGUGUAAGUAAAGAUGACUUUCAUUUCUUUGCUGGGCCAUAAACCUUCCAUCUCUUUCGCUCCAUCCUUGCUCUCAAAGUCUGACUUGUAAGUAUCAGUCUGUCUUUUUGUCUAGGAUGCGAAAAUGUGCUUUGUCAUAACCCUGUGCGCUUACAGGUUUACAAAAUGGAUGCCAUGCAGCAUGUUUUUUUGUUUUUUUUACACCCAGGGUGAAACUGACCUUCUCCAUAGAAUAGCUUGCAGGGCCAGGAGGCAUUUAUGAUUACAGUGAUGUUUAUAUACAAACAUUUCUAUUUUUUUUCUUUAUUUGUGAAGCUGUUGCUCUGCUUUUGUAGCUUCCAGUUUUAUUUUUUUUUUACACAAGUCAGAGCUCUUUACAAAACUAUCAUAUAUGCAGUUAUAGGCAGUGCCUUUCAAAAAUAUUCAUACCUCUCUAACUUAAAAGUAAAACUGCAGGCUUCCUUGUAAUCCCUCUGGAUUUUACGUGUUUGAUCAACAAAAAGUAGCUCAAAACAGAAAUGGAAGCGACAUUAAGAAUGUUUAGUGUUACGGGUUGAAAAGCAAACAAAUUCAGUGAAAUCAUCUGAGUUCAAAAGUCACUCAUUUAUUAUACUGUGAUUUAAGUUCAGUUUAAAUGCAUCUGUUCUCUGAAUUUCUCAGAGGUUUGUUAGAGAACAAACGGCUUCAGAAAGACCAAGGAGCGCAGCAGACGGGUCUGGUAACUAUGGAUGACAUGCCAAGAUUCUCAACUUAGGUGGAAUAGGACAGCUAUUAGUCAUGCACUCUGCAAUUCUUCUAUUGUUCAAAGUAACCCUUAAGAAGUUGCAUUUUGCUAUAAAGUGUUGAUAAGGAGAUUUAUUAAUUAAUCUUAGUUUUAUAUGAGACACUGUUCCAAUUAACAGCGAAUCAAGAAUAACAGAAUGCACUCUGUCAUUAUUUUAUUCAAGGGUCAAAGAAAAGAAAAUGACCGCUGAGACUCGGCAAAUCCAAGAGUAAAUCCAAGUUGUGGACUCAGAGGAGCUGAAUACGAAUGUAUAUCAGGGUGUUUUUAUUUGUGAGAGAAAUUGGGGGGGGGGAACUCAUCGCUUUUUUUCUUCCGCUUCACAAUUAGGCACUACAUGUGCCCUGUGCCGAUGUAGGUAAUGUGACAAAAUGUGGAGAACUUCCAAGGGGUGUGAAUAUUUUUACAAGGCACUUAGCCAUCUGAGAACAAAUUAAGUGAAUCCAUCGCUAUGCAGUUUGAACAUUUUGUUUGUAAAGUUUUGAAUGAAUUUUGAAUUACAAUUUCUUUUUCAGGCUUUUUGUAGUUUUCUCU